CAAUUUUGGAGUCCCGUCACGGGACCGGCCACCAAUCGAACAACGACCGGGGCUGCGGCAACCUUUCCAUGCGGUUGAGCAAAGCAGCGUCUUUGCUGUCUUUGCUAUGUUUAGCUCUAUGGGGGUUUGUUGGGUCUUUUGCUUCUAAUGAGAACAAGACUCGUAGUGUCGAAGACUUCUUCAGCAGUUCGCAACAAUCUGGACAUACGAAUAAUUGGGCCGUUCUGGUUUGUUCGUCGAGAUAUUGGUUUAACUAUCGCCAUAUAGCAAAUGCCCUGGGCAUAUAUCGAACCGUCAAGAGGCUCGGCAUCCCCGAUUCCAAUAUCAUCCUGAUGCUCGCGGAUGAUAUUGCAUGCAAUAAGAGAAACAAGUACCCCGCUACUGUCUUUGCAAACCCUGGCCGGAUUCUUGACUUGUAUGGGGACAACAUCGAGGUCGACUAUCGAGGAUACGAAGUCACUGUAGAGAAUUUCAUCCGAUUAUUGACUGGGAGAGUCGAUGAAUCCAUGCCGCGGUCAAAACGUCUGCUGACGGACGAGCGAAGCAAUAUCAUCAUCUAUAUGGCCGGCCAUGGAGGCGUUGAAUUUCUGAAAUUCCAAGAUAACGAAGAGAUCAGUGCAUUCGACCUUGCCGACGCUUUUGAGCAGAUGUGGCAAAAGAAGAGGUAUCGGGAAAUAUUCUUCAUGGUUGACACCUGCCAAGCAGUUUCAAUGUAUUCAAAGUUCUACUCCCCGAAUAUUCUCGCAACUGGAUCAUCCCAAGUCGGAGAAAGCUCUUACUCGUACGAGAACGAUGACGAGAUUGGUGUUUCAGUUAUAGACAGUUAUACCCACUUCGUCCUUGAAUACCUCGAGGGCAUCAACAAAACCAGUCAAGCCACGAUGGAAGAUUUCUUCGCCAUGUACGAUCCAAUAGGCAUGAAGUCUAGCCCAGGCAUCCGCAAAGAUUUGUUUACAUCCCGCCCUCUUAACCAAACGCUCAUAACAGACUUCUUCGGUGGCGUCGCGCAAGCUCAACUCCUAGAUGACUACACCUACGAAAACAUCGACAGAAUUCGGGGCAGCAUUUCUGGGGUGGACGAGAACCACUCAUACGCACGCUCACAUUCGCACCUUGACAGCAAGCCAUCUGGCGUCGCUCACCAUCAGCCGACAUUGACAGAAUCACCGAACGAUCCCGCUUUGGUCGACAAAACAACAGCCGCUUUCCCUCCAAGAGGCAUUCGCAAAGAAUCAUCAGAAAAGUAUAUACGAGUGUGGCUCACGAUUAUAAGUCUGGGAGCACUCUGUUUGUUCACCGUUUGGCCGAGUACUAGUAGAACCACGCCGAAACGGACCCCUGUCCAUCAGCCUUAAUUAUUCUCAGUCCCCCGCCCCGUAGAGCUAUCUCGCCGCCGAUUGCAAAUUUUCCUUAUACAUCAUCUAUACACGCUUGUAUGCGUACCCUGAUGACCCUAAUACAUACUGUAUUAAUUAUUCAC
Molecule: messenger RNA, 1480 nt
Organism: Cantharellus anzutake
Lineage: Eukaryota; Fungi; Basidiomycota; Agaricomycetes; Cantharellales; Hydnaceae
Product: peptidase C13 family-domain-containing protein
Exons: 7
Coding region: 69-1355 (428 amino acids)
Biological process (GO): attachment of GPI anchor to protein; protein localization to cell surface; proteolysis
Cellular component (GO): GPI-anchor transamidase complex
Molecular function (GO): GPI-anchor transamidase activity
Source: RefSeq, a predicted model, not a curated record